CUAAAAUGUCUGGCAUGCUUGUUUCUGAAGAUACUAAAUCUAGAAGUAGUGACCUGACCUUUAAAGAAAUAAUGACUGUCUGCACAACCUUUGAUUUCAUGCUAAACAAGAACUUGCUUGUUGAAUAUUUAGAGUGGCUUUUAGCUCAUCAUAAAUACGCGAUAAUUGAAGCUCUUUUCUUUCAAUUUUUCUUAGAAUUUGUUGAUACUUGCUCAUACAAGGAUGAACAAAGACAGAAGAGGCUGAUGAGAAUCAUAAAACUUAAAGAACUUGUUGCUAUAGUGUUAGUUAAAGGCCAAUAUCACAACAUUAUUCAUUAUUUGAUAGCAAAUAAGUAUGAUCAUAAUUUGACUAAGGAGUUCAGAAGGAAGAAUCCUCCCACAAAAUCGCUCAAGAGUGUCAGUACUGUAUCAAACUUCAAGCCUUUGCUACAGAUGAAUUACAACCAAUUGAGAGAAUGUAUUGAGUUUUCGGUCCAAUAUUUCAAACAGAUAGAGACUGGAGAGAAAGAACAAUUGAUUAGCAAACAGAUUAUGUUGUAUUGUCUCCUUUGUGAUACCAAAUUGGCUGAAAAGUCUGAUCAAAUAUUGAAAAUGCUGUCUAAUGUAUUUAAAUCUACUGAAAAAUUUGAAGCAAAUUUUUCGUACGAAGAAUUGACCAAAAUACUGGAAGACUACCAAGAACUUUCAAAGGUAUUACGUGAAUCAAAAGCGGCCAAGAAUGCAGAGAAUGAGGAACUGAAAAUAGUUAUCACUCAGUUUGACGAGCAUAAGUUAGAUCUUGAUGGCAACAGGCUUCCCAAUGUGGCUAGAUAUUUCUUUGAGGCUAUCGGAUAUCUCCAAUCUUUUAACUUCAAGAAGUCAGAGUAUUUAUUCCAAAAAUUAAUCGUUAUGAUUUUGAAGCAAGAGAGUUCUCAGAAAGAAGCUGAUAAUUUUAAUGUAAAAAUUUACUGAGACUCUAUCCAUUUUGUCAACGUUAUAAAGCUGAUAAACCUGAGAAGUAAAGCUUAUAGCACACAUGAUCUGAGGAAAGCCCUUCUAGAGACAUCUAAGAUUUUCAUGCAGUAUCCUUACCCAGACUUGUACAUAAAGAUUCCUAGUGAGUAUAGGAAGGUGGAAGGGUUCUCUGAAAUGAGCCUGUUUGAUUUGAUUAUCAAUUGUGUACAUAACUUCUUGAGAUAUCCUAUUGAAGAGAACAAGAAUUUAGAAGGAGUUCAUCGCAAGUUGAUCAAGAAAUUUCUGAAAAACUUGAUUGCUCAUCUCAGUAGUUCCAAGAAAGGUAAAAAUCCUGUCAUUGUGAAAAUGAACAAGACUUAUACAGGGAUGCUGACUUUCUUGUGAGGAGUAUAUGACUCCCCUGUCAAUAGGAUAGACCAUCUCAAUAAGGAUUUUAAGAGGGUUGAGCAUAAGGAAUAUAACCUAUUAUUUGAAGGAGCUCAAGAUUAUAUACAUCUAUUAAAGAAGUCAAAAUUAGCUGGUGUUAAUCUAGGUAUCCCAAAAUCAAGAGUAGCCUCAGAACAGCAGAGCAAGGGCGAGGAAGACUCUAAACAGGAAGGAGAGAAGAAGUCUAAAACUUCUAGUAACAAACUAUUGUCUUUGUGCAUGAGCAUCAAGAAACAUUGUGAGGAAUUAAAGCAUGUUCUUUCAAAAGCAGAUAAAAAUUAUUGAAGAGAAAUCCCAAGAAGCUCCAAACUUCAAAGAUUAAACAUCGAAUGCAGUAUUAUAAAUUCCUUCAUGAAAAAUAAGAGCCGCAAGAGUGCCUUAAAGUACUUCCUUGAAUUCGAGGACACCGCUAUUAGUGACUGGAGUUGGAUCGAAGAGAUAUCAAAAAGGAGUAUGAAGACAAUGUUUCAGACAGAGACUAUUCACCAAAUCUCAGAUUGAAUUCUUGCUCUCUCUAAUCCAUUCGAGGCAAGUCUGAUCUACCAGAUCUGCAACAUUAAGGAUACAGUUGUGAAGGAAAACAUUGGGAAAAGCAUUAUUAACUAUUAUGCAGUGAAUACCUCUCUACUAGGAGACGAAACUCUUGUCAGCUCAACAGCUUUAGAUAACCUUGAAAGAGAUCUUAAUAGUGCUCUUGAAUAUGUAUGGAGUAUUGACUACCUCAGUCAGCUAGUCAUUUGCUUAAACUCAACGAAGAAAUCUAUUGCCAAAAAGAACGCUAUGAAGUCAGUUAAAAAUAAAAUGGCUGCUCUGAGCGACCAUUCCAGACAUGCAAGCGAUAUUGAAAUGACUUUAGAGAAAAAGACUUCUAGAAGUCCUCAAUCUGGGAAGAACUCUGACAGUAGUUAUUCUAAUAGCAUCAAGAAGCUUAUUGAAAGAAUGGAAGCUCUAGAUUUAGAGGAGGAAGAGUUCUUCCAAAAGGAGCCUUCAGCACCAGACGAGAAAUGGGUUGCAAAGUAUAGAUCGAAGCUCCGUUUACAUUUAAUCUCACUGGUUAAUAAGACUUCAUAA
Messenger RNA from Moneuplotes crassus, 2453 nucleotides. The record is from the annotation of a GenBank genome assembly. Lineage: Eukaryota; Ciliophora; Spirotrichea; Euplotida; Euplotidae.